GAGAGCCUUCCACCAUGGUUCACAGACAGCUCCCCGAAAUGGUGUUGCUGCUCUUGGCUUCUUCCACUAUCUUCUCUCUAGAACCGAAACGGAUUCCCUUCCAAUCGAGGAUGAACAGAGAAAGUCUACAACUACUGAAACCAUUGCCAAGCUCGUCAGUCCAGCAGUGUCUAGCACACAGGAAGAAUUUCCUGCUUCCUCAGCAGCCUGUGAGUCCUCACCAGUACCAAGAGGGACAGGUGCUGGCUGUUCUGCACGAGAUCCUUCAGCAGAUCUUCACGCUCUUCCAGAUACAUGGGUCUAUGGGCAUCUGGGAGGAAAACCAUAUAGAAAAAGUCUUAGCUGCGCUUCACCGGCAGUUGGAAUACGUGGAGUCACUGGGCGGACUGAACGCAGCGCAGAAGAGUGGGGGCUCGAGUGCGCAGAACCUUAGGUUACAGAUUAAAGCCUACUUCAAGAGGAUCCACGAUUACUUGGAAAACCAAAGGUACAGCAGCUGUGCCUGGAUCGUUGUCCAGAUGGAAAUCCACCGUUGUAUGUUCUUUGUGUUCAGAUUCACAACAUGGCUGAGCAGACAAGACCUAGACCCUUGAACACUGAGAAGCAAGAGCCAACAGUGGAUUUUAAAGGCAUAGGUUGGUGGCAGAGUG
This is a messenger RNA of Mus pahari (shrew mouse), 650 nucleotides long. It is a transcript of the gene Ifne, whose product is annotated as interferon epsilon. NCBI's taxonomy places the organism in Eukaryota, Metazoa, Chordata, Mammalia, Rodentia, Muridae. Gene Ontology annotation, cellular component: extracellular region. The record is from RefSeq and is a predicted model, not a curated record. The transcript has a single exon. Bases 15 to 593 code for a protein of 192 amino acids. Gene Ontology annotation, biological process: defense response; adaptive immune response; humoral immune response. Gene Ontology annotation, molecular function: type I interferon receptor binding; cytokine activity.